Messenger RNA from Strigops habroptila (Kakapo), 3284 nucleotides. Its product is annotated as pre-mRNA 3'-end-processing factor FIP1-like. The record is from RefSeq and is a predicted model, not a curated record. Bases 1430 to 2794 code for a protein of 454 amino acids. Gene Ontology annotation, cellular component: mRNA cleavage and polyadenylation specificity factor complex. NCBI's taxonomy places the organism in Eukaryota, Metazoa, Chordata, Aves, Psittaciformes, Psittacidae. Gene Ontology annotation, molecular function: RNA binding. The transcript is spliced from 15 exons.
GGGAUGUUUUAAGAUAAAUAACUCUUUGUUUGCUAUAUUGUCCAUAUCCCUGGCUGCAGCUCCAGGGAUGCAUUGCUGGCUUGCCUGGAGUAUCCAUCUCUAUCCAUUAACAUUCCUUAGCCUAAAGGAUACAUUAAAUGCCAGCAGCCUGUGCAGGAUGCUGUUAUGUCAGCAGUGUGAAGGGUUAAGUUGGUGUUCUGGGGAAAUGAAAUAGCUGUGACAUUUUUUUGUGUGCAGCUGAUGGCUGUGGACCUGUCAGAUUGCUCAUUCCUGGGAAGCAAACAGGUUAGGGAAAGACUUAGCAAAUGUUUAUUUGAACUCCAAUUCAUACAUUUUAAUGCACACCCACAGAUACUUCAUGUGACUUGAAGCUGAAAGUAAUUCUUGUCACUCUGCUUUAAUUCAGUCAUCUGGGAUUCUAAAGAAAAUUUCUGGGGUUGAGGAGGUCAAUGUUAUGAGUUGCUUGGAUUUGGCAAACAAAAUGCAGUGGGUUUGGAGCCACCUGUGAGGUUUUCUCCAGUGCUACAUCUUCUGUGUAAUAGCCUAUGUCUGUAGCUUUGAAAGCAUUUUAGAGGAUGGUUUUCCCUUAGACAUCUUGGCUACUUUUAAUAACUGAAAGUGUCUUCAGGUGUCACCUCAGGAACUUGAGGACGAUGGGACCUGUGCUUCUUUGGUUAGCUGCCCAACCUUCAUCCCUUCUUCUUGACCCUGGCUUGAUGGUUGAGUUUCUUUGUAUGUGAGGCUUUCCUAAUAGGGGAGCUUCAGUAACUGCUCACAUUGUUUGCCUGUUCUUUUUUAUGCUCAGUAGCUGCUUUCUGAGUUGCAGUAGUGUGAUCUUUGGGCUUACUUGUUUGGUGUCUCUUUUCCUGCCACCUCUGAAAUGGCUUUAACCUGACCAGUGCUUCGAUUCUGUUAGGUGUUACAUACGUUUCUUUUUGAAGAUAAUCUUGUGUAUGCUUACUAUGUGACAUGGGGCUUUAAAUCAAUAGCAGCAUCUCCAGAAAGUGCUGGUGGGGAAUUGGGUUUCCUGGGCCUGGGCUGUUCUAAUGGUCUCUUUGGAAAAGCUGCAGUUAUUUUGAAGUUCUACUAGGUUUUAUCUGUAACAUUAGAGAAAAAUGAUCUCUCUUUGUGUUUCAGUGUUGUAACUUGACAUACUCGUUUCUGGAAUACCAGUUUGACUUUCUUGCUUGGCUAAUGCAAUAAACAGUGUUAACAUUUAUGCAAACUCCUUAAUUGGAGACACACAGAGUCUUCCCAUCCAUUGCAAGAUGCUCCUCAGGAGAACCGGCCUGUCAGCAACGAAGACCGGGAGAUCUCACAACAUGCUCUUCCAAGUGGUGAAGAUGAAGAAGAUGACAGCGAUAGCGACAGUGACGAUGACGACGUGAAGGUUACUAUUGGCAAUAUUAAAACGGGAGCACCAUCGUACAUGGGAACUCCUAUGAAUCUAAACUUAAAAACGGGUAGAGGCUAUGGAGCAUCUGCUUCAGCCAAGUUGCAGCCCAAAGGUAUUGACUUAGAUGCUGCAGGGAACAUAAAUGGAUUGCCUGUUAUCGAAGUGGAUUUAGAUUCAUUUGAAGACAAACCAUGGAGGAAACCAGGUGCUGAUCUUUCCGAUUACUUUAAUUAUGGAUUCAAUGAAGAAACAUGGAAAGCUUAUUGUGAAAAGCAGCGACGGCUUCAGCUUGGACUGGAUCCUGCUCCUCCCAUCAGCACUGAAAACAAGAUCACGGUUCAGCAAGGAAGAACAGGAAAUGCUGAAAAAGAAGUGGAAAACAACAUCAUCAAAACAGAAUUCAAAACAGACUUCUUGGCUCUGGUGGGAGGACGCAUGAAGGCUGGGCCUCCUCCUAAUAGGAAGCUGGGUGGGACGAUUGAUGUGAUCGGUGGCCAGGCUGGCACAAUCAGGAGAGUAGAAGGAAGGCGCCGUGAUAAACAUGCCUCUGAGGAAAACCCAAUCCAGGUGCUUGGAGACCACGGGAGUAAGCCACAACCCCCCCAGCAGCCCCAACAGCCAUCACAGCCCCAGCAGCCACCUCAGCAGCAGCCGUUCGCACCACCAGCAGGCCCACCGCCUCCUCCACUGGCUGGGCCACCUCCACCACACUUCCUCCACCCUCCUCCACCAGUUACUUCUGUUCCACCUCCCCUGCAUCCUCCAGGUCUGCCACCACCCGGUCCUAUUCCAGGGUUGUUCCCGCCUCCUCUGGCACCACCACCAGCUCUCCUCAUCCCAACCUUGGAUGGCCAGCCAGCCAGCUACAACAACAGGCAGCCACCUCCAUUCGGCUACAACUCUGCAGAUUCAGGUUUCAUCAGCUACCCACCCAUCUCCACAUCCCACACACCCUGGGUGACGACGGUGGACAAGGGCACAAGCAGUUCCAGCAGCAGCCAUUGGGAAUACUCAGGCUCAAGGCGCGAGAGGGAGCGGGAGCGGGACAGGGAGCGGGACCGGGAGCGGGACCGAGACCGCACCCCGACCACGAGUGAAUACAACAACGACGACGAGCGGUACCGCUACUACAGCCGGGAGCGCAGCUACGACUUCGAGCGCGACUACCGCCGGAGCCGCGACCGCAGCAGGGAGCGGGAGGACCGGCACCGGGAGCGCCGGCACCGCGACAAGGACGAGAGCAGCAAGCAUAAGUCUUCCAGACGGAAGCAACACGAGAGCGAGGAGGGGGAGAGUCACCGGCGCCACAAGCACAAAAAGAACAAGCGCAGCAAAGAGGAGAAGGAGACCAGUGAGGACGGUGCCCAGGAGGGAGAGGAGCAGGACACCAAGGAGUGACCCCCAGCCCUCAGGAGGAACAUCUCUGAACCAGCGUGGCGCUGGGGAUGUGUUGGGCUGGGGGUUCAUUUUGUAUUCCAUGUUUUCCAUGGGAAGAGGCAGACUCUGGGCGAGUGGAGCCGCCGCUGCAGCGGGUGAGAGCUGCAGCUCAACUCUCUUCUCUUUGGUUUGCUUUUUUGAUACAAGACCCAACCCAGCAGUUCCAGUAUACAGAGCACUGAGCUACUCCUGCCCAUCCCUAGGGAGGACUGUGGUGGAUCAGAUCCUAUGGUUUCUGAUGGAAGAUGGCUUCAGCUGAAACUAACGCAUUUAGGUGAUAGUGGUUCUUUUUUGUCAUCAUCAUCAUUCCUUUUUGAAGAAUAGGACAGCGAGUGCGACUUGAACUUUACUGUCCAAAGAGAAGUGUGACCUAGGUCCCGAGAGCCAGCUUAGAGCCUGGCUUCGAGUAGUGCAGAGUCCCAUCCCCAAAUAAAUCUCUUUAUAGCUACAA